Didymodactylos carnosus is the source of this 1554-nucleotide messenger RNA. The record is from the annotation of a GenBank genome assembly. Lineage: Eukaryota; Metazoa; Rotifera; Eurotatoria; Philodinida; Philodinidae.
AUGGAUUAUAUGGGAUCAACUGCCACCGCUCAAUAUACUCAUUUUGGUCGUCGUCCACCUCAUGGCACUAUGUUACCGUCAAUUGCCAAUUUUGAUUAUCGUACAGGUUCAGCUCCACCAUAUAGUGGUUUAUUAACACGUUCUCUUUCAUUACCAUGGCGUCCAUCAACCUUUUAUCGUUCUGCUCGUGUUGAACCAAACGUAUCUCUUUCUCAAAGUACAGCUGAUCCACUAAGUGGUUCAAAUUAUUUGAAUAAUAUUGAUUCAAUAAAAGUACCACCCAUUUUUCCAUCUGCACGACAAGCACUUUAUACAAGAUAUACACCAAAAGAUUGGUAUAAUGCACAAAUGACAAAUUAUUUAGCAUCAGAUAAAGUGCGUAGUGCUGCUGAACGUUUACGAUCUGAUGCAAUUCGAUUAGCACGAGAAAAAGAUGAACAAUCAUUUAAAAAUAAUGCUGAAAGUUCAAAACGUCUUGGUGAACGUAUUAAUGACAUAGAAUUUUGGAAAAAUGAAUUAGAAAAGACGAAAGAUAAAUUGAAGAAAAAAAUUGAUGAUGUUGAAUUUAAACGACGAGAAGUGGAAAAACAAUUAUUAGAAACCGAAAAUCCGUUAAGAAUUGCACAAGAAAAUCUUUAUGAAAGAGAAAAACGUCAAGGUAUUGAUCUAGUUCACGAUGGUGUUGAACGUGAAUUGAUUAGAGAAAUUGAUACAAUAAAAUUAUCCCAACAAAAACUUCGUCAAAUGCUUGAACGACUUAAUACCCAAAAUGCUCUUAAUCGUGGAAUACUUCAUGAACUUGAAAAAGAUUCUGCUGAUAAAUUUCGUGCUCGUGUCCUAGAUUCUGCAGCACAUCAUAUUGCUACAACGUCGAGAGGAAUCAACUUUUACGAAGGAAUUGAAGGUGUUGAUAAUACUUUUUCAACACCAGAAUCAUGGGCAAAAUUUACCGAAGAUAAUAUUCGUCGUGCAAUGUCUGAAAUGACGCAAUCAGAUGAACUCUUAAAUUCGGCAAAUAAAUUAAUGGCUGGAAGUAAUAAUGAUAUGUGGAAUCAAUGGAAUUCUGUUAAUGUUUCACUUGAAAAUCGAGUACAAGAAGAACAAACAGCUAAAAAUAAAAUACAAUCGCAUUUAGAAAAAGUAUUACAAGAAAUAUUUGAUGUGGAACAAAAUAUUGAAUUUUUAAAGAAAACUAUUGCUGAUAAAGAAGCAUUUUUACAAGUGGCUCAAACUCGUUUAGAAACUCGCACAAGACGACCAAAUGUUGAAUCGUGUCGAGAUCCCGCUAUGCACAGACUUAUUCAAGAGGUACAUGAUUUACAUGCAGGCAUCAGCGAUCUUCAUGGAAAAUUACGACAAGAAGAAAAUGCUGUUCAACAUUUAUUACGUACAAAAUCAACAUUAGAACAAGAUUUGGCUAUUAAAAAUAAUUCAUUAUUUAUCGAUGCGGAUAAAGUAAUGGGUAUUCGACGAACAUUCACAAUGUCGUCACCCGAACGAGCUGUAGCAACAAAUGUUUCAUUUUCUCAUCCACGCGGUCUCAUAUCUGUCUAA